CCAUUUUGCCUCUCCUCCGCGCUCUCUCUCUCCACACACACACACACACACACACACACACACACACACACACAGACACACACUUCCGAUCUUACAUUUGCUCUGAGAAAUCAGAUAGGAAUCCUGCACCGGCGAGAAAGAAACCCCGAGCAGAUAGAGAUGGAGGCCGUGCAUGAGGGCAAUGGAGGAGGGAGCGGCCUGGUGGUGACGGAGCUGAGCCACAUCAAGGAGCUGGUGAAGCAGCUGGACGUGCACCUGGGGGGCUCGCCCGACCUCUGCAAGCUCCUCGCCCAGCAGAUCUUCGCCGUCACCGAGAGGUCCAUCGGCAUGAUCAGGUCCGGCCACUUCAACGGCCCCAAGCGCCCGGCCGCCGGCGCCGGCCUCGACUCGCCGCCGCUGUCCCCCACGCCCAGCCCCCUCAGCGGCGUCUCCAACACGCCGUUCAAGCCCAACAAGAAGAGGAAGACGUCGGAGAAAGGGGGGCGUCAGAUCAGGGUGAGCUCGGCGGCGGGAGGGGCGGACGCCCCCGCCGACGACGGCCGCAGCUGGAGGAAGUACGGCCAGAAGGACAUCCUCGGAGCCCAGCACCCAAGGGCGUACUACCGUUGCACGUACCAAAAGACUCAGGGAUGCGCGGCGACGAAGCAGGUGCAGCGCGCCGACGAGGACCCGGCGCUCUUCGACGUGAUCUACCACGGCGAGCACACCUGCGUCCAUAAGACGGCGGCGGCGGCGGUGCAGCCGGCCGGGCAGAACCCGGGCGCGGAAAGCCUUCUGCAGAGCCUGAGCUCGAGCCUGACGGUGAAGACCGAGGGGCUCACGGCGGCGGGAGCGCAGGGCUGGAGCGCCACCACGCCCUUCAGCUUCUCCUCGCCGGCGGUGAGCGGCAUGACGCCGCCGGAGCACCACCCGUUCUCCACGCCGUCGACGCCGGAGAACUGCUUCGUGUCGAUGCCCACGUCGCUCGAACCCUCGCCGGCGACCUCGGGCUCGAACCACAUGUGCAUGACCCCGUUCCAUGCGCAGUCCGAGCUCCAAACAAUGGUGUCAGCGCUCGUGGAGGCGACGAGCAUGCCGGCGGCCGGCACGGAGGAGGCUGCCUUCUACACAUUCCAGUCCGAUUGGAGCUUCGACGAUUCUGCCUUGGACGUUAACAACUUCGACGUUUCUGCCUUGGACGUCAAUAACUUCGACGUUUCUGUCUUCUUGGCAUGAGAUGUUUGAAAAGAGAAGAUGAGUAGAAAUUAGAGAAGCAGCUGGAGGUGACCACCCUCUGAGGGACAGAGGAGGGAAGAACACGCCAGUUCUUCCUCAGUGCAGGUCUGAAAUUUAGGACAUAAGAUUAUUGCCUCCCCCUUCACCCCAAUUCUUUUUUCCCCAUUUCCUUUUUGCCACCAGGGCGUCGCAUUGUAUUAUAUUGUUAUGUCAAGGAAAAUAAAAAUCUGUCAUUGGUGUUCUGCA
Molecule: messenger RNA, 1461 nt
Organism: Aegilops tauschii subsp. strangulata
Lineage: Eukaryota; Viridiplantae; Streptophyta; Magnoliopsida; Poales; Poaceae
Biological process (GO): regulation of DNA-templated transcription
Cellular component (GO): nucleus
Molecular function (GO): DNA-binding transcription factor activity; transcription cis-regulatory region binding
Source: RefSeq, a predicted model, not a curated record